This is a messenger RNA of Passer montanus (Eurasian tree sparrow), 1596 nucleotides long. RefSeq names its product O-sialoglycoprotein endopeptidase like 1 (gene OSGEPL1). Gene Ontology annotation, biological process: tRNA threonylcarbamoyladenosine modification. Gene Ontology annotation, cellular component: mitochondrion. Lineage: Eukaryota; Metazoa; Chordata; Aves; Passeriformes; Passeridae. The coding region runs from base 314 to 1561 and encodes 415 amino acids. The record is from RefSeq and is a predicted model, not a curated record. The transcript is spliced from 8 exons.
GGAGCCGGGUCCGGCACGGCACGGGGGUGGCGACAGAUCGCGACACGGGGACUACGCGAGUGCCCCGCGACUCGGGCAGGGCGGGACCGGGGGUUCCGGCCGCAGCUCCCCCUUCCCGGGGCCGGAGGAUCCGCGGAGCGGGGCCGAGCACUGCCCAGGCUGGCCCUGCCCGCACGGCAGCGCUCAGCCGCGGCCACAGGCGGGCUGGGACCUCCCUCAGGGCUGCGACAGCACCGCCGCCAAGCGCAGUGGGGAACUCUUCACACGUAAUUCAGUUCUCUUCUAGACGUAGCCACCAGGUAGAUUAUAAACAAUGAACAGCAUUGCCAGAGGCGUUUUGCAGUCAGUGAAGCACGGCCGAGCUGCGUGGCUGAGGAACAGCUCUGCUCACUCUGGGAAGCAGCAUUUUCACAGGCUGGUCUUGGGAAUAGAGACGAGCUGUGACGACACUGGCGCUGCUGUGGUGGAUGAAGCUGGCUGUAUUCUGGGAGAAGCACUGCACUGCCAGAAGGAAGUUCAUUUACAAUCGGGAGGAAUAAUUCCCGUGGUGGCACAGCAGCUCCACAGAGAAAACAUCGACCGAGUGGUCCAAGAGGCCCUUAGUGCCAGCGGCGUUUCUGUGGCCGAGCUGGCGGCUGUGGCCACCACCGUGCAGCCCGGGCUGGCUCUGAGCCUGGGCGUGGGGCUGCACUACAGCCGCAGCUUGGUCAGCAGGCACCAGAAGCCCUUCAUCCCCAUCCAUCACAUGGAGGCUCACGCACUGACCAUCAGGCUCACGCAUCCCCUGGAAUUCCCCUUCUUGGUUCUCCUCAUCUCUGGAGGACACUGUCUCUUGGCAGUAGCACAAGGAGUUUCAGAUUUCCUCCUGCUUGGACAGUCCAUCGACAUCGCACCGGGUGACAUGCUGGAUAAGGUGGCACGAAGACUGUCCCUAAGAAAACACCCAGAGUGCCACAGCAUGGCUGGGGGGAAGGCCAUAGAGCACCUGGCUCAGUCUGGGAACCAGGAACUGCUCACCCUCCCACUGCCCAUGCAGCAGUAUCGGAACUGCGACUUCUCUUUCGCCGGCCUCCAAAACCUUGUCAAUAAUGCCAUUGCACAGAAAGAAAAGGAAGAAGGUAUUCAGGAAGGUGAGAUCCUGUCCUGUGUUAAGGAUGUUGCUGCUGCUGUACAGCACGCAGUGGCUGUUCAUAUUAUCCAGAGGACGUACCGAGCCAUGCUCUUCUGCAUCAAAAACAGCAUAUUACCAUCAAAAAAUGCCACUUUGGUUGUAUCAGGAGGAGUUGCAAGUAAUCAGUAUUACCGAAAAGUUCUACAGAAUCUGGCAGAUGCAAACAAUUUUGCUUUACUGUGUCCUCCUCCAAGGCUCUGCACUGACAAUGGUGUUAUGAUUGCAUGGAAUGGCAUUGAGAGGUUACGUGCAGGGCUGGGGGUCCUUCCCAGUGCUGCUGGCAUCCGCUACGAGCCAAGAGCUCCCCUGGGAAUUGAUAUUUCAAAAAGAGUUGAAGAAGAUUCCAUCAAGGUGCCAAAAUUAAAAGAGAUACGAUGUUUGGCAUCUUAAAAAGUAACUUAAUAAAAUAAAUAGUUCAAUGAAAA